CUUUAUUUUGUUUGCAGUCGAUGGUGUCGUCCUUCAGGGAUCACCGUGUGACGGUGAUUGGAUUUGUGACAAACCUCGCUGUUUCCUCUUCGUUCCAACAUCAACGACUUGCGCUAAUGCUGAGAUGAAUUGUCAGGCUCGAGGUGGAAACCUUGCAUCAGUGCGCAGCUUUGAUGAGUAUCACUUUAUUCAGGGAAUAAUACUGAAGCAGACUCAAAUGUAUCCACCAACAUGGAUUGGAGGCUCAGACGCAGAACAGGAGGGUACUUGGCUGUGGAGUGAUGGUUCACGUUUCACCUAUUUGAACUGGUGUCAAGGAGAGCCUAACAACCAACGUGGCGAUCAGCACUGUUCGGUGAUGAACUUUAGUGGUAAGUCAAGAACCCUUCCAGCAGAGAAACCCCUUACAAAGUACUCUGUUCAAAAAGAACCAUCCAUUCAAGAAGCUGUUCCAGAAGCACAGCCUGAUGUAAUGGCAGUGGGAGCAUCUAUGGAAGAUGAUGAUGGUCACACUGUCCAAAGAUCAAGCACUUGUCCCAGUGGUUGGCUUCAACACUACAAUCACUGUUUCCUCUUCGUUGGAAUACCAAUGCGUUGGGCUGAUGCUGAGAUGAAUUGUCAGGCUCGAGGUGGACGCCUUGCAUCAGUGCACAGCUUUGAUGAGUAUUACACUAUUCAGGGAAUGAUAUUGAGGCAGACUGGAAUGUAUCCAUCUACAUGGCUUGGAGGCUCAGAUGCACAACAGGAGAGAACUUGGCUGUGGAUUGAUGGUUCAUAUUAUAACUAUGGGUACUGGUGUCCAGGAGAGCCUAACAACCAAUAUGGCAAUCAGCACUGUUUGGUGAUGAACUUUGGUGAUCAAAAAAGAUGGGAUGAUUUGCAGUGUUAUUACCAACGCCCAUUCGUCUGUUCAAAGACUCUUGAAUCCUGCCUUGGCUGACGAGCGUGUCAAGAACUCCAACUCAUCAGUCUCAUAUUUAAUCUGAAGGCUCUAUAUCUUAUCUCAUAACUCUGUUUUUUUCUUACUAUC
This is a messenger RNA of Labrus mixtus (cuckoo wrasse), 1030 nucleotides long. Its product is annotated as ladderlectin-like. Gene Ontology annotation, molecular function: signaling receptor activity. Bases 125 to 940 code for a protein of 271 amino acids. Lineage: Eukaryota; Metazoa; Chordata; Actinopteri; Labriformes; Labridae. The record is from RefSeq and is a predicted model, not a curated record. The transcript has 9 exons.